Messenger RNA from Leguminivora glycinivorella, 2829 nucleotides. Its product is annotated as oocyte zinc finger protein XlCOF6-like. The transcript has 3 exons. Gene Ontology annotation, biological process: regulation of transcription by RNA polymerase II. The record is from RefSeq and is a predicted model, not a curated record. Gene Ontology annotation, molecular function: RNA polymerase II cis-regulatory region sequence-specific DNA binding; DNA-binding transcription factor activity. The coding region runs from base 103 to 2163 and encodes 686 amino acids. Lineage: Eukaryota; Metazoa; Arthropoda; Insecta; Lepidoptera; Tortricidae.
UGUGGUUAUUUAGUUUUUAUAUUUGUUUCAAUAAUAUCAGAAAAUAUCUUGCACAUAAUAAUUGUUUAGCAAGACGUUUUUGUACUAACUUUUGAGAGAGAGAUGGAGACGAGUGCCGUGUCUGGCAGCAUGUCGCCGGCGCGCGUGAAGCUGGAGCCCGAGACGGACCAGUCUGAAAUGGCCCUUGUGAAGGAAGAAGCUGUAUUCCUGGAUGAAGAGGAGCGUGUGAAGGAGGAGUGGUCGGACAGCACGGCCGGGUGCGGCGUGAGGGAGGUAGCCAUGCUAGCCGACUUGUAUGCCAAUCACGAGGUGAAGGAUGAGCUCGUGCUGGGGCCAGAGCGCCCGCACCGCCCCGUAGUCGCCCCGGCCGCCCUAUCUUAUCGUGUCGCAGCGUCCGCUCUCGUCUCCCCGGCUGCGGGGUCGGCUGUGCGCCGCUCGUGCUCGGUCAGGCUGGAGCGCCUGCUGGUGGACGCGGCGCGGCGCACCUGCCGGGUCGCGCGCCGCACGUACAAGCUGCGCGCCGCCGAGCCCGCACACACACCCAGUGCCAUCGCCACCGUUUAUCAGUGUCACCAUUGCGGCAAGUGGUUCAGGAACAAGUCGGUUUUAAAGAAACACAUAUAUACUCACUCACCUUUACAUAAUUCAACCACACAAGAUUCUGAUUUAAAACGACAUCAAACGCUACACGACAACAAAAGACUGUCUCAACAGUUUUACAUGACAACACACACAGAUUUACAGACUCAUUUGAGAACUCACACAGAUGAUAAACCUUUCUGGUGUAGUCAAUGUGAUUACAAGUGUAGAACAAAAGCAUGUAUAAAGUCUCACAUGAUGACUCACUCUGACCAAAAGCCUUUUAGUUGUAGCCACUGUAACUACAAGUGUAGACUAAAAACUAAUUUACAGACUCACCUGAUGACUCACACUGACCGAAAGCCUUUUAGUUGUAGCCACUGUAACUACAAGUGUAGACUAAAAACUAAUUUACAGACUCACCUGAUGACUCACACUGACCAAAAGCCUUUUAGUUGUAGCCACUGUAACUACAAGUGUAGACUAAAAACUAAUUUACAGACUCACCUGAUGACUCACACAGGCGAUAAACCUAUCUGGUGUAGUCACUGUGACUACAAGUGUAUAAGAAAAUCAGAAUUACGGAGCCACCUGUUGACUCACGGAGAAGAGAAGCCUUUAAGUUGUAGCCACUGUGAAUUUAAGUGUAAAAGAAAAACCAAUUUAAAGGCUCACCAGAUGACUCACACUGAAGAGAAGCCUUUUAGUUGUAGCCAAUGUAACUACAAGUGUAGACGAAACAUAGAUUUACAGACUCACCUGAUGAUCCACACUGGUGAAAAGCCUUUUAGUUGUAGUCACUGUGACUUUAAGUGUAGACUCAAAGCCGCAUUAAAGUUUCACCUGCUGAUUCAUACUAACGACAAGCCUUUUAGCUGUAGCCACUGUGACUACAAAUGUAGACGAAAAACAGAUUUACAGACUCACCUGAUGACUCACACUGACGAAAAGCCUUUUAGUUGUAGUCACUGUGACUAUAAAUGUAGACGAAAAACAGAUUUACAGAUUCACCUGAUGACUCACACUGACGUAAAGCCUUUUAGUUGUAGCCAAUGUGACUACAAAUGUAGAAGAAAAUCAGAUUUACGGAGGCACCUGUUGACUCACGGAGAAGAGAAGCCUUUAAGUUGUAGCCACUGUGACUACAAGUGUAGACAAAACAUAGAAUUACAGACUCACCUGAUGACUCAUACAGACGAGGAGCCUUUUAGUUGUAGCCAAUGUGACUACAAGUGUAAAAUCAAACGAAAUUUACAGAGACACAUGUUGACUCAUGGGGAAGAAGUGCCUUUAAGUUGUAGCCACUGUGAGUUUAAGUGUAGAAACAAAGCCAAUUUUAAGCGUCACUUGAUGAUUCACACUAAGGAGAAGCCUUUUAGUUGUAGCCACUGUGACUACAAAUGUAGACGAAAAACGGAUUUACAAUCUCACCUGAUGACCCACACUGACGAAAAGCCUUUUAGCUGUAUCAAAUGUGACUACCAGUGUAAGAAUAAAAGAUGUUUACGGAGGCACCUGUUGACUCACACUGACGGGCGGCUUGUAGCCACUGCGGCUACAAGUGUAGAAGAAAAGACCAGUUAGGGACUCACCAGUUAAGACGCCCUUCAUGUAUAUCUACUAUGUGUUGUGUAGCUUCCAGUGCAGAAGGACCUGUUGGAUCACUCUGGUGAAAAACUUUUCAAGUUUCUAUAGACAUAAUAUGAAAAUUGUAUUCGUUAUAUUUUACUUUAGUUAUUAAGUUUUAGAGCUACUAACCAUAUUAUGGAACCUGUCUUCUGAAAUAAAUGAUUUUUAUUUUUAUUUUUUAUUUAUUUACGUUUAGCAAGGUGUUUUUAAUUAAUUCUUCUUAAUAUAACCUUACUUAAAUAAAUGUUGGUACUGUGGCCAUAACAGCCUCCGUAAAGAAAAACUGUUCGUGAUAUUUUUAGCAAGUGUUGACUGAUGAUUAUGGUUGUAUUCUUGUUAUUAAUGUAAAACAAGGAAUUAUAUAAAUUAUCUACCUAUAUGUAGCAUAUGUAAAUGUGAAAUAUGUAUGUACAUAAUUACCCAUAGUCUGUAUCUUUAGGUAUUUGCAUGUCAAACAAAAUAUACCCUAAAAGGACUCCUUGUUACGUCAGUUGCGGGUAAAUUAUAGUAUUUUAUGCAACUGGCGUUUAAGUGAGGUCAAAAAAGACGAGUGGCGUGAGUAACAAUUUGAGGCGAAGCCGAAAAUUGUUAAUAAAGACGCCACUAGUAUUUUUUGACUCA